Messenger RNA from Rhinichthys klamathensis goyatoka, 737 nucleotides. Its product is annotated as NAD(P)H dehydrogenase [quinone] 1-like. Bases 14 to 682 code for a protein of 222 amino acids. The transcript is spliced from 5 exons. Gene Ontology annotation, molecular function: NAD(P)H dehydrogenase (quinone) activity. The record is from RefSeq and is a predicted model, not a curated record. Gene Ontology annotation, cellular component: cytosol. Lineage: Eukaryota; Metazoa; Chordata; Actinopteri; Cypriniformes; Leuciscidae.
GUGGGUGAGAAACAUGGCUGCAAAGACAGUGUUGAUCGUGUAUGCGCACCAGAGUGCUGGAUCUUUCAAUGCAGCCAUUAAAGAUGCUGCUGUAGAUGUGCUGAAGAAACAGGGCUGCAAUGUUCUUGUGUCUGACCUGUAUGAAAUCUUCUUAGCGACCAUUGGAUUUCCAAUGUACUGGUUCUCGGUUCCUGCCAUCAUGAAAGGCUGGAUGGAUCGGGUUCUUACCCUUGGUUUUGCGUACACCUCGGAAAAGCGCUACAGUGCAGGCAUCUUCAGGGAAAAGAAAGCCAUGUUGUCAUUCACCACUGGUUCCCAUGAGACCAUGUUCAGCUCCAAUGGGAUCAAUGGAGAUAUGAAUGUUACUCUGUGGCCAGUUCAGAAUGGUGUCCUCAAUUACUGUGGCUUCCGGGUCCUCGCACCACAGGUCUUCUGGGCACCCACACAUCUCUCUGCUGAGGCUCGUGACAGCCUGUUGAAAGAAUGGCGUACUCGUCUUCAAGGUCUUUUAAGCGAAGUGCCUCUCUCCUUCCCACCCGUAGACAGUUUUGAUAAGGUGAAAGGCUUUCAGCUGAAGCCUGAAGUUCAUGAAAAGCAGGCUGAUUCCCCCUUCGGUCUCACUGUGGGUCACCACCUGGAGAAACCUCUGCCACCGCACAGUCAGAUGAAAGCUGGGGUAUGAGAUAUGAGCAACUGUCCCCAUGUGGCAUGUUCCUGUUUAACUGUCAUGAAGGUUA